Staurois parvus is the source of this 306-nucleotide messenger RNA. The record is from the annotation of a GenBank genome assembly. NCBI's taxonomy places the organism in Eukaryota, Metazoa, Chordata, Amphibia, Anura, Ranidae.
UGGGCACUGACUGGCGGCACUGACUGGCACAACCGCUGGGCACUGACUGGCACAGGUGGGUGGCACUGGUGGGCACAGGUGGGUGGCACUGGUGGGCACAGGUGUGUGGGCACAGGUGGGUGGCACUGCUGGGCACAGGUGGGCGGAACUUGUGGGUGGCACUGCUGGGCACCGAUCAUCAGGGCACUGAUCAUCAGUGCCCUGAUGAUCGGUGCCGAUCCCCGCUCUGACAACUGCCGGUUCUCGGCAGUACUUUCCUCACGAUCUGACAGCGUGAGGAAAGUGCAGCCGAGAACCGGCACUUGC